AUGCGUUUGGCCGCCCUCGCCCUCGCCCUGCUUGACUUGGCUCUGCAGGCUCGAGCUCAAGCAGUCUUUGCUCAUGUCAUUGUUGGAAAUACGUAUGCAUACACUCAGGCUGAUUGGGCGUCGGACAUCAGGGCCGCAGCCGCCGCAGGCAUCGACGGUUUUGCUUUGGACAUCGGAUUCCAAGAUACUGUAUCUGGAACGAAGCCGGUAAUCGGGGCGCUGAACAAUGCGUACAACGCCGCCGAUGCAGCUGGUUUCAAGCUCUUCAUCUCCUUUGACUACUUAGCUCAGGGCCCGUGGGACGCAGCCGACGUCGUCAAUGUCCUCAACACAUAUAAUUCGCAUCCCAGCGCAUUUAAGUGGCAAAACACUGGCAAGCCUGUGGCCUCCACCUUCGAGGGUCCGGGCAAUGCAGGAGACUGGGUCGGCAUUAAACAGCAGACAAAUGUUUUCUUCAUUCCUGACUACUCAAGUCAAGGACCCCAGGGAGCUGCUGCCCUCCCCGCCGUGGAUGGACUCUUCUCCUUUGCUGCCUGGCCCAACGGCCCCAAUGACAUUACAAUCGAUGCGGAUCAACAAUACGUCCAGGCCCUUAACGGUAGACCUUACAUGAUGCCUGUCUCGCCAUGGUUUUACACGAAUCUUCCAGCCUUCAACAAGAACUGGCUAUGGAGGGGCGAUGACUUGUGGCACCAGCGAUGGCAACAGGUCUUGCAAAUCAACCCUCCUCUGGUCGAGAUCCUGACUUGGAACGACUACGGCGAGAGUCACUACGUGGGACCAUUGCCUCCCGCGGCUAUCCAGAACCAGUCGCUGCCCACCGGCUCUUGGUACGUGGAGAACAUUCCUCACAACGCAUGGUUGAACGACUUGCCCUAUUAUAUUGCCCAAUAUAAGAAGCAAGCACUGCCCAACGAGAACCACGUUACCAUCUGGUACCGCCUCAACCCUGGAACCGCUUGCUCUGCCGAUGGAACCCCUUGCAACACCGUCACUCAAGGCCAGACUCAGUUCGCACCGCAACAGUGUGACGUUGACGCCAUCUACUUCACUGCCUUUGUGCCGUCGUCUGCUACCGCUACCGUCCACGUCACCAUUGGUAACAACGCGCCCGUCACCGUUACCGCCCCUGCUCCUGGCAUCUUCCACUCUAGCGUUCCGUUCAACGGCCAGACCGGCACCGUUGUGAUCUCGGUAACUGCAUCGGGAAUUAACCAGAUUGGACCGGUUACAUGCCCAGCCAUCACAACUGCCUGCAACAAUGGCAAUGUGAACUGGAACGCGUGGGUCGGUGGUUCUUAA
Molecule: messenger RNA, 1302 nt
Organism: Trichoderma harzianum CBS 226.95
Lineage: Eukaryota; Fungi; Ascomycota; Sordariomycetes; Hypocreales; Hypocreaceae
Product: glycoside hydrolase family 71 protein
Exons: 4
Coding region: 1-1302 (433 amino acids)
Biological process (GO): mating projection tip cell wall disassembly
Molecular function (GO): glucan endo-1,3-alpha-glucosidase activity
Source: RefSeq, a predicted model, not a curated record